AUGCAACUUGAAGAGAUGAUGAGGACAUUGGAAAUUUCUGGGCAAAUUCUCCAACAACAAGUGGAUCAAAUGGUCAACUCAGUGAAUGCACACAUAUUGAGAACAGAGGAAGAGGUUCAAGAUGUCAAGGCUGAUGAUGAAAUUACUGAAUUUGCUUCAUCUGUUACUUUAUUUGGUGCACAAAACACUGCAGUACUUGCUGCUAUACCUGCUAAAUCUGUCACAAGAACGAGCUGCAAAAUUGUUGAAUCAGCUGCUGUCCAAACAGCACUUGUAGAAGCUUCCGCCAUCCAAGAAACAGUAAUACAUACUGCUGCUGCUGAAAAUAUUGCAGCACUUGCUGUAAAAAAUUCAGACUUUGCUGCUGACCAAGCCGCUGAAGAUAGAGACGGCAACUGCUGUCCACUUGCUGAAACUGCCAAAAUUACACUAGAAAUUAUAGAAUUUGCUGCUGUCCAAGUUGCUGAAAACAGAGACAGCAACUCCUGUCAAACUGCCAUAACCACUGCUGCCCGCAAAUCAGCACCAGCCGAAGUACCUGUUACAUCCCCUGCUGCUGUCCAUAAACCAGCAACUGCUGGAAGUGCCCUAACUGAACCAGAACCUGCUGAAAUUUCUGAAACAGACCAGCCCCCUGCUGAACCAGCACAGCCCACUGCUGUGUUUGCCCAAACAACUGCUGAUAUGGCAGAAUACAAUAUGCAAGCUGCUGUAACCGAACCAGCCCAAAAACCAAAAAUUUUUACCAAAAAAAUUCCAGAACCAGCCCCCAAACAAACAACAAAGGCAGCACACUGUUCACCUGAACAGCCAGCAGAGAAGCAACAAGCAGAUUGUUGUUUGCCCAAACAGCAUGAGAGAGGAGAAUCCAGCACAACCAGAUUACUAGCAUAG
Molecule: messenger RNA, 894 nt
Organism: Manihot esculenta (cassava)
Lineage: Eukaryota; Viridiplantae; Streptophyta; Magnoliopsida; Malpighiales; Euphorbiaceae
Product: translation initiation factor IF-2-like
Exons: 2
Coding region: 1-894 (297 amino acids)
Source: RefSeq, a predicted model, not a curated record